This is a messenger RNA of Cercospora beticola, 2622 nucleotides long. RefSeq lists its product as uncharacterized. Lineage: Eukaryota; Fungi; Ascomycota; Dothideomycetes; Mycosphaerellales; Mycosphaerellaceae. The record is from RefSeq and is a predicted model, not a curated record.
AUGAGUGUGAAGCGUCCGCACGAUGAGGUGGACGCUCCUGGCGACACCAAGAAGACAAAAGCAAGCGGUGUUGGCGACAACAGCCUUGUUGUGCCACCAUACGAUGCCGCCAAUGAACCGAUGCCAGACUCACCCGUGUUUCGCGAAGAUUUCCUUGAGAUUGAGCGUCUCGUCAGGCGGCUCCUUCAUGAACUCUAUGGUCCUAUCAACCUGAGCAAAUUCAUCAGCAACGUCGUCAACGGCCUCAAGGAGGAAUUUAGGACGCGGACGAAGUCACAAUGCCCAGAAGAAGUGUGUAUCGCGCUGAAUGGUGCCAUGCAAGCUGGCAAAACUGCUACAGCCAACUCGAUCCUGAACAAGACCAUUGGUAAGGAGGGCGAUGAAGGUUACAGCUGCACGUGGGUCACUCAGGAGUUCUGCUUCAAGUUGCUUGACCAGACUAAACCUUACGCGGCUGAGGUACAUUUCUAUGGUCAAGAGGACCGCAAGGCUCUUAUCAGAGCACUGCUGAAAUCGUACCGUGAGGCACUAUCAACAACCAACGACGAUGCCAUGGAGGGCAAACGCGACCUCACACACAUUAUCCACGAUCAUGCAGUCAAGCAAGCUACCGUCGACGCUUUCAUGGCACUCCUCUUCAUUCACGACGACUUCAGCACUAGGGAGAACACUGAACUCUUUCUUGCACGUGCUGACAUCGAGGGCGAGGACGAGAUUGGAGAUGAGCUCUGCGACCUGACGGAGGACCUGAUGACAGAACUCCUUCACGAGAACGAGUACGUCUUCCUACAGGGCUCGACUUCGCAGAGUCUACAGUACAAGCUCUCAAGGUACAUGAGAACCUUUGAGGAGAAAGGAAAGCAGCUGGUCUCUUUCUGGCCGCUCGUCAGCCACAUCAAGUUUGGACUGAGCAACAGACUAUUGCGCAACAUCAGCAUACUUGAUUUACCUGGAAUCACAGAUCCGAACAAGAUCAGAUCUGAAAAUGCUUUGAAUCAUCUACAACGGUGUACACACUGUAUCGUAGUGGGCGAGAUUGGCCGUGCAGCAGACGAUGAGCUACUGCGGAAGGAAGUGAACAAAAGCUAUUUUGCUCGAGGAUCUGGACGGACUAUGCUAUGUCUUACCAAAUCGGACCAGAUCAACGACGCGAAUGCAGUCAGUUGCGAAGCAAUUGACGCAGAUCACUUGGAAACACUCCAAGAAUUCGUAGCGAAGUUGGAAGACGAAUGCGAUCGAUGUUAUAUCGAAUCUCGAAAUGCACCAUCGAGGGAGGAGAAGUUCCGUCUCAUGGACGAGAGGGACAAGCUGGAUAAUGAACUGAGAGAAGCACAGCGCGUGGAGCGUGAGUUUCGAAUUGCUCUCCGCAGCAAGAGCGUUACAGCAGCUAUAAGAAAAACCUACACUGAGCUGACAUCAGACCCGGCCGAACUCCCAGUUUUCUGUAUUGGCAAUUCGGUGUACAAGAAGCAUCAGAUGGGGUACAAAAGAUCAGACCCCCGACCUCCCACCAUGUCUGUCGCGGCAACGAUGAUACCGGAGCUAAGGAAAUACCUUCUCCAACUGCCUGCAGAGGGUAAAAUCAACGACAUCAAAAACCAGGUAUUUGUCCAAUUCCCGGCCAUCAUCGAAGCUCUUCGACUUUACACGUUGCGACGACACAUGGACCAAAAGGAAGUCAUUCUUGCAGUUGUUCGUGAGCUACAACUGGCUAUGCCGGGAACCUGCGAACAGUGGUUUGGAUUAUCACAAUCCGCUACCGAUUUCCAAAAGCACGUACUGGGUCCAAUGAUGUCGCUGGAAUAUGACUGGACCACCAAAGCGCGGGCUCUCGUGUCGAACUGGGAACGCGUCAACAAUACUCGUCUUCAUCUUUCAAUGCUCCAAAGCGAAGGUAAUCGGCAUCCACGUGGUGGCGAACGAAUUUCCUGGAAUGACCAGUUAAUCGCCAUCGCCAGGGUGGAGAUGGAUCGACACUUUUACUCAUACAUGAGAGAAGCUCUGCCCGAGCUCACGAAGAAUACGCGGAAGCCGUUCGCGGAUGGCCUGCGUGGUAUCGUUGUGGGGGUCAAAGCUCACGAACACUACAAGACCAUGGGCAUGAUUCCUUUCCUGUCAUACUUACAGACCGAGGCGCGAACCAUUAGGAGAACCACGGAGGUGCUCAACAAUGCAUUGAGAAAGGAAAUUGGCGAUAUGUUCCGAGACAUCACCACCGAUUCUCCCAAGAACUUUGUAGCGAAGGCAAUGUCGACAGUCUACGCAAAAUCAGCGAAGAUCAAAGGCAAAGCCGGGGCCGUAAAACAGAGACUCCACUUCUUCCAGCAAGAGGUCACUAGAACCGGUGGAGUCUGGCAUCAAGCUCACGACCUGCUCCACCAGGCAUUUGUCUUGAUCCUUAAGGCCCACAAGACUCGUAUCGAAACAGCAGCGGGAGAAUUUUUCGAACGUAUCGAGAGGACAUUCGAGAUGAUGUGUCCGGAUGAGACAGAAGAGAGCGAAGAGGAGAUUGCUCUUCGAAAAGAGCUCAGCUCGCGUCUCGAAUAUGUCGAGCGUCAGCUCAACAAUGAGGUGAAGCCCAAGCUGCUCGAGAUCCUAGGCAUUCCAGAGCCAGAAGACUAG